Molecule: messenger RNA, 786 nt
Organism: Thlaspi arvense
Lineage: Eukaryota; Viridiplantae; Streptophyta; Magnoliopsida; Brassicales; Brassicaceae
Source: the annotation of a GenBank genome assembly
AUGAGCUUUACUCAGGCUAAUUGUUUUCGACCAUCCUACGGUCCUGCAAGGAUAAAUCGUCUGAAUUGUGUCUCUAGUGGACCUAUUAGGUCGCCAUUAAGCUCUAAACCUCGUGCGUCAAUUGCUCUCCGAGCAAGUGCAUCGGUGUCUACUGAGUUUUCGCCUUUGUUAAAUCACCGGCGUCGUGCAACUACCGGGAAAUGGAAGCAAGGUUCUGCUGUGUGCUUAUUUGGUGGCAAGGAUAAGUCUAAUGGUGGUGACGAGGUAUCACCGUGGAAAGCAAUAGAGAAAGCUAUGGGGAAGAAAUCGGUUGAAGAUAUGUUGAGGGAGCAGAUACAAAAGAAAGACUUUUACGAUACUGACAGUGGCGGCAACGUUCCUCCACGUGGAGGAGGAAGUGGCGGUGGUGGAAGUGGUGGAGAGCGUCCUGAAGGCUCUAGCUCUGGAGGGGAAGACGGUGGUCUUGCUGGGAUUGCAGAUGAAACCCUGCAAGUGGUUUUAGCAACCUUAGGCUUCAUCUUGUUGUACACCUACAUCAUCACUGGAGAGGAAUUGGUGAAGCUUGCGAGGGAUUACUUUAGGUUUCUGAUGGGAAAACCCAAGACUGUUCGAUUGACCAGGGCCUUGGAUGGUUGGAAUGGAUUCAUUGAGAAGAUGUCGAGGCAAAGAGUUUACGAUGAGUACUGGCUAGAGAAGGCGAUCAUCAACACACCAACCUGGUACGACAGUCCCGAGAAGUACAAACGUGUCCUCAGGGCUUAUGUCGACUCGAACUCUGAUGAAUAG